ACCUCGUCAUCGUGCCUGAUCGAUAAUUUCGUUGCCUAUUCUCCAAGGCCAUAAAGUAUUCACUUUUCGUGCAACACCAAGCACUUGCCAGCUCAACAGCCAACCCUUUCCUAUCUACGACUCUACAUCGCAAAAAUCAAUCGCCAUGGCUCGCAUUCAGAUCCCGCUGGACGUCAUUACGUCCCGCAUCAACUUUGGCGAGCGCUUCCAGGGCCUUCGCUCUGGUCCUCUCAGUGGUCGCUUCUCCAACCUUCGACCUCUGUCCGAGUUCCUCGACGUCAAGCGAGUCUCGAAGCCCGCCAACUUUGCCGAGAUGCAGUCGCGCGUCAACUAUAACCUGAGCCAUUUCUCGAGCAACUAUGCUGUCAUCUUCGUCAUGCUCAGCAUCUACGCUCUGCUCACCAACUGGGUCCUGCUCUUCGACAUCAUCUUUGUCGUCGCUAGCAUGUGGAUCAUUGGCCGCCUCGACGGCAAUGAUCUUGAGAUUGGUACCUUCCGUGCCAGCACUUCUCAACUCUACACUGGACUCGUCGUCAUCGCCGUGCCUCUUGGUCUGUGGGCUUCGCCCUUCUCGACCAUGCUCUGGCUGGUUGGCGCAUCUGGCGUGACCAUCAUUGGUCACGCCGCAUUUAUGGACAAGCCCAUCGAUGAGGCUUUUUCCGGGGAGGCGGUCUAGGUGGUCGGCCGCGAGCUCCCGAAUUUGCGCCCCAAUGGGGAAGACCAUCGCGGCGCAGGCGGAGGAGACAAGACGGGGACGCUGCGUCGCACGGGCGCCGAGAGGGAGACGCUCGUGUGGAGGAGUUGGGUUCAGAUGAGGAUAAUGAAACGAAUACACAAGGCGUUGGGAUUUCUUCGGGGACUGCGGCUGGUUUUGCCAGCGACGCUCUUCGAUUCACGGGUGUAGACAUGGGCGAUCG
Molecule: messenger RNA, 917 nt
Organism: Fusarium vanettenii 77-13-4
Lineage: Eukaryota; Fungi; Ascomycota; Sordariomycetes; Hypocreales; Nectriaceae
Exons: 1
Coding region: 146-676 (176 amino acids)
Cellular component (GO): Golgi apparatus
Source: RefSeq, a predicted model, not a curated record